Colossoma macropomum (tambaqui) is the source of this 4202-nucleotide messenger RNA. It is a transcript of the gene chsy3, whose product is annotated as chondroitin sulfate synthase 3. The transcript is spliced from 3 exons. NCBI's taxonomy places the organism in Eukaryota, Metazoa, Chordata, Actinopteri, Characiformes, Serrasalmidae. Gene Ontology annotation, cellular component: Golgi cisterna membrane. Gene Ontology annotation, molecular function: glucuronosyl-N-acetylgalactosaminyl-proteoglycan 4-beta-N-acetylgalactosaminyltransferase activity. The record is from RefSeq and is a predicted model, not a curated record. The coding region runs from base 851 to 3301 and encodes 816 amino acids.
AGUUUGGGAAGAGGAGCAGUGGGCUGCUUUCUUUCGCUCCGCCCUGUGACAGUCUAGCGAAAAAAAACUCCCCUUACUUUUGCUGCCGGGGGCUCAUCCUGAGGUCACGGCGACCAGGACAAGCAAACGGUCGAAACAGGGAAAAGUAUGUAAGUCAGACCAGCGUAGUAGGUUAAGUUCUUUAGGGUAUCACUGUUUGUCAAAGUGUAACGUACACAAAAUGGCGAGUCAGACGGAGGAUGCGUUAACGUUAGCUAGGUGGCGGAGGAAUCGCUGUGGCUACCUAAACUGAGGGGGGAAGUCUUCAACUGUCGGCAUUUUUUUCCAGAAAGAGUCUUAAAAUCACUAUGGCACAUAAGAAGUCGGAAAAGGAGGGAGUGAACUCAGUGAGCCGAAAACACCAGCCGAGUGAAAAUGUAAUGCUUUGCUGAGGCGACGAAGAGUUGGAGCUUCGUUCUCUUUCUAACGUUUCUAACGGACCGUCCAGCAACUCUCUCAGCCGAGCGGGACGCUUAAAACAUUUUCCGAAGGAUUUCUUUCUUUCUCCGCAAGAAUGUGGUUUUGUUUACAGAAGCAGAGCCAUGGCCGUCUGCGGUGCUCGGACAAACGCGACGUUGUUUCUCUCUGGAAGAAAAAAACGCCAACUCUUUCAUCGCCUCAGAGUUUCUAACGCGCUCGCUCCUCCAUGUGUUUACUCGGCGUCGAGGACCCGCUCGGAGCUUCUCCCUUCAGCCGCAGCUUAGCUCACCAUGCUCGCUCGCCGGUCCUGUGAAGCCGACCAAGCCGAGGAUAUCAGUAACGUUCAUUCGCUCGUACCCUUCGUCUCCCGCCCGUUGAUGCCACCACCACCAUGGCGGUGAGGUCCAGGAGACCGUGGCUGAGUGUGGUUGUUGGGGUCGUGCUUGGUUUCACCGCCGCGUCCUGGUUCGUCGUGCCGGCCGUCGUAGAGCUCAACGGCGGCGCCAAGAGAAAGUCUCCGGCGUGCUCGCACCACAGAGACAGCGGCGGGGAUUUGGCUGUGGGGAAAGUUUGGGAGGCCGGUGGAAGCUCCAGCACCGCGGCCGGCCGCACUUGGCGCAGGGAGGAGAGAGAGGAGGUGGAAGAGGGAGAGGAGGAGAGUGCCUCCAGGACAGGCAAUGGCGACCCUCCACCCAAACGCUUCCUAUAUGUGGGGGUCAUGACGGCCAAGAAGUACCUGGACUCCAGGGCGGUCGCUGCCCAUAAGACGUGGACGCGGAGUAUACCGGGGAAGGUGGAGUUUUUCUCCAGCGAAGGCUCAGACGUGGUGCCCCUGCCAGCCCCCGUCCCUGUAGUCUCAUUAUCAGGGGUGGAUGAUUCAUAUCCGCCUCAGAAGAAGUCCUUCAUGAUGCUCAAGUACAUGCAUGACCAUUACCUGGACAAGUACGAGUGGUUCAUGCGAGCAGACGACGAUGUCUACAUAAGAGGUGAAAAGCUGGAGCUUUUCUUGCGCUCGCUCAACAGCAGUAAGCCUCUGUACCUAGGGCAGACAGGCCUGGGCACCACAGAGGAACUGGGCAAGCUUGCCUUGGAGCCUGGCGAGAACUUCUGCAUGGGUGGUCCGGGCAUGAUCUUCAGCCGCGAGGUGCUCCGCAGGAUGGUGCCCCACAUCAGCACCUGCUUGAGGGAGAUGUACACCACCCAUGAAGAUGUGGAGGUGGGCCGCUGUGUCAGGCGCUUUGGAGGAACUCAGUGUGUAUGGUCCUACGAGAUGCAGCAACUGUUCUAUGAAAACUAUGAGCAUAACAAGAAAGGUUUCAUUGAGGAACUUCACAGCAGCAAGAUUCACAGUGCCAUCACUUUGCACCCCAACAAGCGUCCAGCCUACCAGUACCGGCUCCACAAUUAUAUGCUGAGUCGGCAAAUCUCCCAGCUCCGCUACCGUACCAUCCAGCUGCAUCGUGAGAGCAUCAUCAUGAGCCACCUUAGCAACACAGAGGUGCAGUGGGAAGACCAACAACUGGGGGCGCCACCUUCUUACACUCGUUACCAGCCAACCGAACGUGAAGAUGUUAUUGAGUGGGAAUUCCUGACUCGUAGGCACCUGUUCUCUACUAGCGAGAAGCAAAUGCCCAGGCAAGGUCUUGGGAGAGCACUUCACUCUGCACUAGAGGACACAGUGCUCCAGGUGAUGGAGAUGAUAAACGAGAACUCCAAAGCUCGAGGCCGAGUCAUUGACUUCAAAGAGAUUCAGUAUGGCUACAGAAGGCUGAACCCCCUCUGUGGUGCUGAGUACAUCCUGGAUCUUCUGCUGCUCUACAAGAGGCACAAAGGGCGAAAAGUGACCGUGCCAGUCCGUAGGCACGUCUACCUGCAGCAGUCCUUCAGUCGGCCCUUUUUUCGUGAGACUGAGGAGCUGGAUGUCGCCGAGUUAGUGGAGGCCAUUAACAGCGACUCUCAGUCCUUUUCAUUCCUUUCGAAUUCACUCAAGAUCUUCGCCCCGUUUCAGUUCUCAGAGUCUAUGAAAGAGAUUCGAGAGGAUAGUCAAAAGAAGGUUCACUUUCUCGUGCCUCUAACAGGCAGGUAUGAUACAUUCUUACGUUUUAUGGACAAUUUUGAGAAGAUCUGCCUUAUUUCAAACCAGAAUGUGAAACUCAUCAUCAUACUGGUGGAAAAUGAUAGCAACCAAGAUAAGGAAAAGCACUUGGAGCUGAUUAAGGACUACCAUAAUAAAUAUCCCAAAGCAGAUCUGUCUGUAAUACCAAUGACAGGGGAGUUUUCUAGGGGUCUUGCCCUAGAGAUGGGUGCCUCUCAGCUUAGUAAUAACUCGCUGUUGUUCUUCUGUGAUGUGGACCUGGUGUUCAAUAGUGAUGCACUCCAGCGAUGUAGAGACAAUGCUGUUGAGGGGAGUCAGGCUUACUUUCCCGUUGUCUUCAGCCAGUAUGAUCCAAAAAUUGUCUAUGCUGGGAGCCGUCCAGAAGACAGCAACUUUGUCUUCACCAAGAAGACUGGCUUCUGGCGAGAUUACGGCUUCGGCAUCACAUGCAUAUUCAAAAGUGACUUGCUGAAGGCCGGAGGCUUCGACACAUCAAUACAAGGCUGGGGUUUGGAAGAUGUAGACUUGUUCACUAAAGUUAUCAACUCCGGUUUAAAAGCGUUCCGCUCACAGGAAACCGGAAUUGUGCAUAUUUAUCAUCCUGUCCACUGCGACACUAAUCUAGAGCCCAAGCAAUACAAAAUGUGCCUCGGGUCCAAAGCGAGUACAUAUGCAUCUGCGAUGCAGUUAGCAGAACUGUGGCUGGAGAAACACUUAGGCAUAGGAUACAACAGAACUUCCUCCUGACAUUCCAGCUAUCCAUCAAUGUCACUGGAGAUUACCUCAGUUCUGCAUGAAAGCAGCAACAGACUGACUGGCUGUGUAUAUGUGUGUGUGUGUGUGUGUGUGUGUGUGUGUGUGUGUGUGUGUGUGUGUUUGUGUGAGCGUGUGGGGAGGGGUCUAAUGUGCAAAUGUGUGCAAUUAAAGGUACUCUACAAGUGUUUGGAGCAACUUCUAAUUUGUUAGUGUAGUUGAAUUUUCAACAACGUCUUCCAAAGGACAUUCUGUGCCCCAGUCUGAAAUUUCAGGGCUUGUGGUUCGUCAUUUGUUUGCUUUUGGGGGGAGAGGGUAUCACUGAUGCAAUCGUGAAAUCUGCUGAUAUACUCAGGAGCAUAUUUCUCAUCAUGUGACCAUCACCGAAUGUGUUUUAUACAAUCUGUGUCUUUGAGGCUGUAAGAGAAGUGCUCUUCUCCCCAUGUGAAAAUGGACACAAAUACUACCACAGUGUGAUGAAUGGAUAAUAAAUUAAGAUGGAACGAUGGGGACAGUAAUAUUGAAAGUACCACAAAUGUGCUUUAAAUGUCCCUUCAAGAAAGGGGACUGAAGAGAAAUAGAUUUUUUUUUUAUUUAUACUAAGAAAAUCAUAUUGUAAUUCAUCUGCAGUAUUUUGAUAAGUGAUUGUAGUUUAUUUUCUAGUUGAAGUAGGCUUGUUUUGUUAAGGUACUGGCUUCCGUCCAACUUUUGCUGUGUUCUAUAUUUCAUGGUCUGCUUACUCUUAUUUUCUCUUCUCACUAUUUUGUGCAGCCUCUGCUCUGAUGAACAAAAUGCAUCUAUCAUUUUGCUUUGUGGCUUGUUUAUGUUGUUAGUUUUUCUGGCAACUAAAUAAUAUUAAAAUGGAUUAUUUAUAAUAAAAAAACACUGAAAAGCA